This is a messenger RNA of Protopolystoma xenopodis, 354 nucleotides long. Lineage: Eukaryota; Metazoa; Platyhelminthes; Monogenea; Polystomatidea; Polystomatidae. The record is from the annotation of a GenBank genome assembly.
AUGAGGCUUAAUAAACACGUUGAGCCUACUCAUUAUAACAACUCGCUCGUGAAAUCACAUAAUUCGGUGCACAAAUGUGAGAUACUUUUAAGCCCUUUUUUGUUUUUCCUUAUUCUUCUCUCGGCUUCUCUCUCUGCCCUUCCGCUCCUGUCUUGGUCGUCAGUUGCUGAUCUUCCCGGUUUAGUUGAGGGAGCAGCCGAAAAUAACCGAGGCCUAGGAGCUGAGUUCCUCAGUCUCGUUGAGGGCUGUCCCAUCCUUGCUUACGUAAUUGACAUUGGCAGCCAGGCUGCCUAUUUGGAGGCUGAGUUCAUGGCUCUUCUCCCUACAGAUAAAGCUCCUUUCUCACCUAGGUAA